Benincasa hispida (wax gourd) is the source of this 2053-nucleotide messenger RNA. RefSeq names its product GLN phosphoribosyl pyrophosphate amidotransferase 2 (gene ASE2). Gene Ontology annotation, biological process: purine nucleobase biosynthetic process. Gene Ontology annotation, molecular function: amidophosphoribosyltransferase activity. The record is from RefSeq and is a predicted model, not a curated record. Lineage: Eukaryota; Viridiplantae; Streptophyta; Magnoliopsida; Cucurbitales; Cucurbitaceae.
AGACCAUCAAUUAAGGAAACAAAAACCAAACGGCUUCUAAGCCAUUCCCCUUCCCACACUCACCCUCACCCUCACCUUCUUCUUCUUCUUCUUCUUCCUCUCUUUUAUCUCCGUUUUCCUUUCAGAAGCUCCUCCCAUGGCGGUCGCCACCACUCUCAACCUCCCUUCUCUCUCUUCCUCUUCCUCUCUCUCUCAUCACACUCCCUCUCUUCAAACCCCUCUUUCCAUUUCCUCUAAAACCCUCCCAAAAUCCCACUUUCCCCACUUCCUCUCCCUUCCCAAUCCCCACAAACCCCUCUUCCUCUCCUCCGCCUCCGCCUCCAAAUCCCCCAUCUCCGAUUUCUUCUCCGACGACGACUAUCUCGACGAAAGACUCCGCGAGGAGUGCGGCGUCGUUGGAAUCUAUGGCGACCCAGAAGCCUCUCGCCUCUGUUAUUUAGCCCUUCACGCUCUCCAGCACCGUGGCCAAGAAGGCGCCGGAAUCGUCGCCGUCAACGAAAACGUUCUCCAGUCUAUUACCGGCGUUGGCCUCGUCUCUGAGGUUUUCAAUCAAACCAAACUCGAUCAAUUGCCUGGCGAUUCUGCGAUUGGUCACGUUCGUUACUCAACUGCGGGAUCUUCUAUGCUUAAGAAUGUUCAACCCUUUGUUGCUGGAUAUCGAUUUGGCUCUGUUGGGGUUGCUCAUAAUGGUAAUUUAGUUAAUUAUCGUUCUCUUAGAGCUAAACUUGAAGAUACUGGUUCUAUUUUCAAUACUAGUUCUGAUACCGAGGUUGUUCUUCACCUUAUUGCAAUUUCUAAACAUAGACCUUUCUUGUUGAGGAUUGUGGAUGCUUGUGAACAGCUUGAAGGAGCUUAUUCUAUGGUUUUUAUUACUGAAGAUAAAUUGGUUGCUGUUCGUGAUCCUUUUGGUUUUAGGCCUUUGGUUAUGGGUAGGAGAAGUAACGGGGCUGUUGUAUUUGCUUCUGAAACUUGUGCUCUUGAUUUAAUUGAAGCUACAUAUGAAAGGGAAGUGUUUCCUGGGGAAGUUUUAGUAGUUGAUAAGAAUGGGAUUCAAUCCCUUUGUUUAAUGGCUCAUCCAAAGCCUAAAUCUUGCAUAUUUGAACACAUAUACUUUGCUCUUCCCAACUCGGUUGUUUUUGGCCGUUCUGUCUACGAAUCCCGCCGAGCAUUCGGGGAGAUACUUGCCACCGAAGCCCCCGUCGAUUGUGAUGUAGUGAUUGCUGUUCCAGAUUCAGGAGUAGUAGCUGCUCUUGGUUAUGCAGCUAAAGCUGGGGUAGCUUUCCAACAGGGUCUCAUAAGGUCGCAUUAUGUCGGGAGGACAUUCAUCGAGCCAUCACAGAAGAUUCGUGACUUUGGUGUGAAGCUGAAGCUGUCACCGGUUCGAGCGGUGUUGGAAGGGAAGAGAGUAGUGGUUGUGGAUGACUCAAUUGUUAGAGGAACAACAUCUUCAAAGAUUGUGAGGCUGUUAAAAGAAGCAGGAGCAAAAGAAGUGCAUAUGAGGAUAGCUAGCCCUCCAAUUAUAGCAUCAUGCUAUUAUGGAGUGGACACACCAAGUUCUGAAGAACUAAUCUCCAACAGGAUGAGUGUGGAGGAAAUAAGAGAGUUUAUAGGCUCUGAUUCACUUGCUUUUCUGCCAUUUGAUAGUUUGAAGAAGCUUUUGGGAAGUGAUUCUCCAAACUUUUGCUAUGCUUGCUUUUCAGGGAACUACCCAGUUGAGCCUAGAGAAAUAAAAGUGAAAAGGGUAGGAGAUUUUGUGGAUGAUGGGUUGAAUGGAAGCUUGGAAUCCAUUGAUGGAGGUUGGGUUCAAGCCAACAGAAACCAGAAUCUUGAUAAUAAUCUCACAGUGGAGAAAGUUGGAGGUCUCUGAUCUUUUACUUCUUAUAUCAUCUUUGAUUUUGUCUGUCUUUUCUUAUAUCCUUUAACAAUGUUAGAUUUAUAGAAGUGAUUUCUGAUGGGAAUGCAUAAUUUAGAGUAAUAAGUUAUGUAAUGAUUAAUGAGCUCUGCAAGAAACGAUUCUUACUUAUGCAAAUUUUGCAUUCUUUGUUACUCUAAA